GUCAAUAAAUACAUAUCGAACCAUGACCCUGCCAGUGAUAGUUGGCUGCAUGAGUGUGAAAUAUGAAGUGUGUAUACAUACAAUAAUGGCUACUCGUGUGCCCAUCGUGACGUACAGUGUUGUACAUGUAGGUUAUUCUAAUAAUUACUGAGUCAUGUCCAACUUCCUGAUUGUUGACAAGCUGGUCGUCAAUACCCAGUUCAGCGGCCAGUGUUGCAUUGAGUUGUGCCAGGGAGAUAUCACUGAUCUGGAUGUGAAGGAUAAGGUGGAUGUCAUCUGUGUUUCAGUUUUUGGAAGCAGGUACACGCCAUUAUCAGACACAUUGGUUGGUGCCCUGCAUGAGAAGUUGAAACUGAGUGUCAAACUGCUUGCCAGAGAUAAGGCAGAGGACCUGCGACAUGCUUACAUGUGUUGGUGGUCCAAACCUCUUCCUGAUCAUCUUCCAUACAGGAAACUGCUUUGCUUUGAGAAUAGGGGAAAAGUGUGUCGACCCCAGGAGCUGGUUGGUAAUGUUUUCCGUUGCCUGGUACCCAUCCUGAACAAUGAACCGGGAACUGUCGUUACUCCAUUACUCAACACUGGCAUACAGGGUGUUGAUGAAGCCACCAUGCUGGUGGGAAUGGUGGAAGCCGCCAUCAAAUGGAUGAAGGCAGGCCUGCCUCUCAAACAACUCAAGAUUGUGAUGUUUGCCAAGGUAGUAAAAGGCAAAGUGGUUCAGGUGAACAUGCGAAAUCUUCAAGGAGUGUUGAAGUCAUUCAAAGAGCUGAAGGAGCGAUACAACAAUUCUGAUGUCAUCCCUCUAGACGUUCCUCUUGAGUACGACAUCUACCUAUCUCACAGCCCUGAGGAUGAUGAGAUUGCAUCCACGGUUGAGGCCAGGUUCCGAGCUUCAAAGCCCGACAUCAGAAUCUACAAGAGCAAACAUGCCCUGGAUGAAGUUGCCGAUGGACAGGCGUCCUUCUGGCAGGAGGAAGUUUUCAAUGUCAUGUUAAGAAGUGCUAGAGUUGUGCCAAUCCUAAGUGCUGCGUUUCUUGAGAGCAAGGCUUGCGUGGACUUGUACAACAUGGCCCUGUGUUGUAACAGGAGAGCUCAGCGGGACUUGCUGGCUCCACUCUACAUAGAGAGGAUUGAGGAUAUGCCGACCUACAUGGGACUAGUACAGUACCUCGACUGCAGCCCCAAAGACGAAGCCAAGAUCGGUGAGAGCUGCCGGGAUUUGGUCAAAUCUUUGGAGCGUGAUAGCUUGAAGGUCCACUCCGAGAUGGUCAUGGCUGAUGAUUCCCCACUUCACUAUGACAUCUUCGUCUCAUAUAGUCAUCAGGAUUCCAGGCUAGCUGUCUCGAUUGUUGAGAAGCUGCAGAAGCUGAAUCCAAAACUCAAGAUAUUUUUCGACCGCCAGGAGCUCAAAGUUGGCAUCGCAUGGCAAAGAACACUGUAUCAUGCCAUAGACGGCUGUCGUUCUUUCAUGGCGCUAGUUUCAAAUACCUACACGAAGUCGGCAAUGUGCAUUGAAGAAUUCAACUUGGCUCUAGCAAAACAUUGUUCAUCAGAUUCCAUGAUACGCCUGGUCCCUGUCUGCAUUGAACGUCUCGUUGACUCUUCACCCGAGUUCCAGCAGGUGAAACUCAUUAAUGCCACACCUUGUGUGUUUGACCCGGCUGUGGAGAUCAUCUGUACCUCUCUAGUUGACUGGAUUGCUGGAAAGGACUGGUACCCUCAGCUGGACUCUGUUUUCAGGAGAAGAAUUGGGAUGAUUGUGGAUGUUUCUGAGUGUGCUGCCGAACGUAGACGACUUCAGUUUUUCCUGGAGUACGGUAAGGGGAAUAAUACCUUGAAUUGUGAGGAUGUUGAAUUCCCAACUCUUUCAAAAGGAUUGUACUCCCCUGAUCGAUCCAUCACAAAGAACAAAGAAAAUGAAGUUUGUGAUGUUGCCUUCAGCUGUGCUCCGAAGGACAAACUUUUUGUCACAUUCAUGGCGAGGAUCCUCCGAGAGGUCAGCCCGGGGCUUGUCAUCAAAGAGACGGCAGACACCGAGAAUGAACGCCUGGCUCUAAUGGAAUCCGCUCGGAAGGUUGUGGUCUUCCUCUCUGCCAAUUACUUAGAGUCAGUGGAGCAGGUGGAGGAGUUACACACAGUCCUCCUGAGGCAGAGGUACCGGAGUCCAACACAAGUUCUCUUUCCAGUAACCAUCCACCAUCUGCCGCAGUUGCCAACAUAUUUCCAUUUGGUGCCCUGCGAUUUUAAUCUCACCGAUCCACUUUGGUUGGAACUGUUUACCAAGCACAAAAUUGCUCUACCACCUAACCUUGAAGACGACUGGCAGAUGUCUCAAAAGAACUCAGAGUUACAGGUUGAGAACCAUGUGUUCAUUGGGUUGAUUGCAGCAGCUCACAGUCUACUGCUUCAAUUAUCAACCGAAAGUGAACAUCCUCCAUCUCCCAAGACAAACCAUCAACCAAUGCUGUUGAACGUGUUGCUUCUCCGCGCCAAAGUCGAGAGACUUCUUAAGGAAGUGAACCAUGGAGCCAAAGAAGAUAAAGAUGAGAUGGUUAAUCGAGCCGGGUACCAAGAAAAUUAUUUAUUGGACGUUGUUGACCCACCUCAAGAGUCCUUCUCGACCACACUUGAAAGCCAACGGGACGAGGGACUUGGUUCUGGAACUUCUUGUCACAAACAUGUCAACCUGUCAAGUCAAGAUUCUCAAGGGUUUACAAACCCCAAUGUAAACACAAACAGUUCAUUGUCACACACUCACUACCCAGUGAAGGAAAGAGAAGUUGCUAUCGACAUAAGACGAUCAGAAGAUGAUACACCACAGGAUGAAAGUCAUAUUCAGCAUCGGAAGGAAGGGUCAAGUGUCAAAAGUACCGGGUGGGGUUCAACUUCAGACGAAGAGAAACACACGGCAAAUAGAAUAUCAAGUCGAUCGUGCAUGCUAGUUUAGUAAAUUGGACCACUAUUCAAAUUGGAAUAUUAUUUUUUUAAUUACUUGCCUAAUGACUGCCUUUGCAAAGCCGAGAAGUCAAUUAAAUAAUGGAUUUGUGUUAAUAAUGUAGUGUCUGUUGUUCUAUCGGAUUCGGACCAGUCAGCGUGCCCUUGUUAGUUUGGUAAUCGAUUGGUAAGACGCUGCACAAGUAAGCAAGUGAUGAUGAUAGAUAUAGAUUUGAGUCCCACCUGUGUAAGUUUUGUAUAACUAAUUAUUCCCGGAAGCCCGCCUUGGAUCUGGACAACACUGAGUACGCAGUUUAUUAAAGUAUGUCGGUGAAGGACAAGAGCCACUGAACAGAGCUUAACAUAAUAUUCUGGGGUUUUUUUCAUCCUGUUUUUAAUUCCACAAUGUGAAAAUGUAUGUAUUACAAUAUAAUAUGGUUCUAUAAUAAACAUGCUCUAUUAAAUAUCAACGUGUAAUAAUUAUUCAUGAUCAGUAACAGGGAGUUCAAUUAAGAGUCUGUGUUUCAAUUGUUUACAAAGCAUAAAUAUGAAAAAUAAAAUGACAACUCCGUUUG
Molecule: messenger RNA, 3506 nt
Organism: Patiria miniata (bat star)
Lineage: Eukaryota; Metazoa; Echinodermata; Asteroidea; Valvatida; Asterinidae
Exons: 12
Coding region: 155-2944 (929 amino acids)
Biological process (GO): signal transduction
Source: RefSeq, a predicted model, not a curated record